Messenger RNA from Lachancea fermentati, 3279 nucleotides. The record is from the annotation of a GenBank genome assembly. Lineage: Eukaryota; Fungi; Ascomycota; Saccharomycetes; Saccharomycetales; Saccharomycetaceae.
AUGUCAGCUCUUUCGGAGGAGGUCAAUUCUACCUUGAUAAGUGUUCUCAAUGGGUUUUCCUCCCCAGAUAACAACAUUCGUGCUGCGGCGGAAGAGACUCUGAACAAGAGCUGGAUAACUCCUGAAAAUAUCGAAGUAUUGCUCAUCUUUUUAUCAGAGCAAGCAGCAUUCUCUUUGGAGAUGACAUUGGCAGCUUUGUCUGCCGUUUUGUUUCGGAAACUGGCCCUAAGGGCUCCUCCAUCGUCCAAAACCGUUAUAAUUGCUAAGAACAUAACGCAUAUUAGCGAAAACGCUUUGAAUCAGAUACGUAAUAGUUUGUUGAAGGGGUUUAUAACUGAGAGGCCCAGUGGAAUAAGACACAAAUUGUCCGACGCUAUUGCAGAAUGUGCCCAAGAGGAUUUGCCAGCUUGGCCGGCACUUCUUCAAACACUUUUUGAGGCUGUUAAAAAUCCUGAUCCAAACUUCAGAGAGUCAAGUUUCAGAAUUUUUACUUCAGUGCCACAUCUUAUUAACGCAGUGGAUAUUAAUGAUGUCCUUCCUAUCUUUGAAGCUGGAUUCACUGAUGAGGACGAUAACGUCAAAAUUGCAGCAGUUACAGCAUUUGUUGGAUAUUUCAAACAACUUCCCAAAACUCACUGGUCAAAAUUGGGCGUGCUCUUACCUAGCUUAUUGAAUAGUCUUCCGAAGUUUUUGGACGAUGGAAAGGACGAUGCUUUGGCAUCCGUGUUUGAAUCACUGAUCGAACUGAUUGAACUUGCUCCUAAACUAUUCAAAGCAAUGUUUGACCAAAUGAUACAAUUUACAGAUUUGGUCAUCAAAAACAAGGAUUUAGAAACGUCUGCGAGAACAACUGCUUUAGAGCUCCUCACUGCAUUCAGCGAAAGCGCUCCUCAGAUGUGUAAAUCUAAUGCGAGUUACGCGCAGUCUAUGGUCAUGAAUACUUUGAUAAUGAUGACAGAAGUUUCCAUUGAUGACGAUGAGGCUUCAGAAUGGCAAAAUUCUGAUGAUACCGAGGAAGACGAAGAGGAAGUAACUUAUGACCAUGCCCGUCAAGCGCUUGAUCGGGUUUCACUAAAGCUUGGUGGCAAGUAUUUAGCUCCACCACUUUUUCAAUACCUGCAGCAAAUGGUUUCUUCUUCUGAAUGGAGAGAGAGAUUUGGCGCACUUAUGGCACUUUCUUCCGCUGCGGAAGGCUGCAGAGAUGUUUUGAUAGGUGAGAUUCCAAAAAUUCUUGACAUGAUUAUUCCCCUAAUUAAUGAUCCUCACCCAAGAGUCCAGUAUGGUUGCUGUAAUGCAUUGGGACAAAUUUCAACAGAUUUUGCUCCUUUGAUUCAAAGAACCUCACAUGAACGUAUACUACCCCCUCUCAUUUCUAAAUUGAGCACUCAAUCGGUUGACAGGGUUCAAACACACGCUGCUGCUGCAUUGGUGAACUUUUCUGAACAUGCCACGCAAACAAUUUUAGAACCAUAUCUGGAUGACUUGCUAACUAACUUACUCACCCUUUUACAAAGCACUAAGUUUUACGUACAGGAGCAAGCUUUAACCACAAUUGCAUUCAUCGCGGAAGCUGCUGAAAAAAAAUUCAUCAAAUAUUACGAUACUUUGAUGCCUCUAUUAAUAAAUGUAUUGAAAACCGAUACUGGAAGUGCAAACAGAUUAUUGAAAGGUAAAUGCAUCGAAUGCUCUACUUUGAUUGCGCUUGCAGUGGGAAAGGAAAAGUUUGUGUCACAAUCCCAAGAACUUAUAGAGUUAUUCAUUGCAUAUCAAAAUCAAGGGGUGGAAGACGAUGAUCCGAUCAAGUCAUACUUAGAGCAUGGAUGGAGUAGAAUUUGUAGAAUUUUACGGGAGGACUUUGUUCCUUUACUUCCUGUCGUUAUUCCACCUUUGCUAGAAACUGCAAAAGCUACUCAAGAUGUAAGUUUGAUUGAGGAAGAGGAAGCCGCUAAUUUCCAGCAGUAUUCUGACUGGGAUGUUGUUCAAAUACAAGGAAAGCAUAUUGCAAUCCAUACUUCAAUUCUUGACGAUAAAGUUUCAGCGAUGGAAUUGUUACAGGUUUACGCAACAAUUUUGAAAAAUUUCUUCGCAGUAUACGUUGAUGAGAUUAUGAGAGAAAUUGCAGUGCCCUCGAUCGAUUUUUAUCUUCACGAUGGCGUUCGUGCUACAGGUGCAGGCUUAAUUCCUGUUCUGCUCUCGUCCUUGGUUGCUGCCACCGGAUUGCAGAACAAUGAUGUUCUUCAAUUGUGGCAUUUAGCUUCAACGAAGUUGAUCAGCGGUAUUAUUUCAGAGCCUAUGCCCGAAAUUACCCAAAUUUAUCAUACUGCGCUUGUUGAUGGAAUUGGUAUAAUGGGGGACAACUGUUUGAACAGUGAACAACUAAGUCAGUAUACGAAAGGUGUGUCUGCUAAUUUGUCAGACAUAUAUGAGCGUGUGAAACAACGCCAUAAUCAGGACGACGAAUAUAAUGAGGACGUUGACGAUGAUUAUGAAGAUUAUACUGAUGAGGAUUUGUUGGAUGACAUUAACAAGUCUCUUUCAGCUAUUUUCAAAUCAACACAUGGUGGUUACAUAACCCAAUUUCAAACCAUAUGGCCACUCAUUGUGACCUAUUUGAGAGAUGGCGAAGUAAUCCUAACGUUAUUUGCUCUUUGUGCCAUCGGUGAUCUCGUUGAAUCUGCGGGUUCCCACAGCGAGCCAUUCAGAGCGAACUUCAUAAAUGAAGUCAGAGAAUUUUUGGUCUCCCCAGAUGCGUCGAUUCGUCAAGCUGCCUCCUAUGUAAUCGGAGUGUGUGCUCAAUUUGGUCAAUCUGUGUAUACUCAGGACUGCCUCGACUCUCUGGAUGUCCUUUUCCGCGUAAUUUCAAUUCCGAACGCAAAGUCAGAGGAGAACGUAACUGCAACAGAAAAUGCCAGCGCUGCUAUUGCUAAAAUAUUACAUUCAUAUGGCACCAGUAUCCCAAACUUGGAUAGUUAUAUAUCCAACUGGUUAAAGUCAUUCCCCAUUGUCCAGGAUGAGGAAGCGGCGGCAUUCAAUUACAGGUUUUUGGCACAUUUGAUUGAGACCAAUUCUGCGGUUGUUCAAGAUCCUUCGAAUAUUGCUGUUAUAGUUGAUUAUGUUGUGCAAGCUUUGCAUCAUAAGACUUUGGUCGGAAAGAACGCAAAUGCAGUUGCUCAGGCCACGAAGAAGCUCUUAGGCCGGCUCCCACAAAAUGAAGCUUUAGCUUUAUUUCAAAGAUAUCCUUCAGAUAUGUUUCAAGAAAUUCAACAAUGGUUUGCCUAG